AGAAGGUUCAUAAUAAACAACAUCAUGGAAGGAAAUCAACGCGUUUCUGGUGCUCUACAACAGUGCGAUUUGACAAGUGUUAUGAAUGAGUGGACUGAAAUAAUUGAACACGUGUUACAGUUUCUUCCUGGUGCAUCACUUGAAGUUUGUAAACGGGUUUGUAGAAACUGGAAGGAAAUAGCAGACAGAAUUCUUAAGAACCGUAUUCCAAAAGUGCAACCCAUUUUAUAUGGCUGGCACAGAGAAGACAAGAGUGGACCAAGCUCCUUUAAAGCUGUAAAGCUGGAAGGAUGUAGGCAGUUUAAGGAUGCUACAGGAGAGAGGAUACAGUGGCUUCCUCUGCCACCUAAGGUGACAAUAAUGUUUGUCAACAAUGAAACCUGGGAAAAAGUUAGUAUCCCGAUGAGCUGUGAAGCUCCGUCCAAUGUAACGCCUACUAAAUCAAACAAGAAAAUACGAUGGAGCAGUUAUAAGCUAACCAUUGAGGAAUACAUCAAUAAGAGAUUACCUUCAAACUGCCCAAUUCUGGGUGCAGUGGCGGGGGGAGCCAUAGGCACCCCCAUGAGUUUGGGACCAUCCUUGGAAAUAGAAAGUGGUCCUGGUUGUGCUAUAGCAUUUAUACCUGAAAUUCCUGGGUUGGAAGUGCAUCAUUUUCUCCUGCCAUUUGAUUAUGAUUCAGAAAAUCUUCCCACAAAAGAAGACUAUGAAAACAUGACAGGAAUCUCCAGAGAUAAGCACAUUAAGGCAAUGAUACUGCUGCAGGCAUCUGAAUAUGAUGUCCCCUUUGAUGCUGCACAUUGUUUUUGGAGCCUGAACAGAGACAUUGCUAUUGCUGGUGGCAAAGUUGACAACAUCAUUGCCCCUGAUUUGGAUAAAAAGAGCGAAGAUGAGGCAUGUAUCUUAGGUAUUGCAUUUAGCGGAGAUAAUGUUCAAGCAGCCAGUGUUAUGGUAGAAAGCCAUAUCAGAGAUCCUAAGGAAGUAGAAUGUCAAAUAAAGAAACUGAAAGAUUGCAACAUUUCAGAAGAAAACAGUUUUGCAUUCAUGUUUGCUUGCCUCGGCCGAGGAUAUUAUUUUUAUCGUAAAUCAAAUGUGGAGGCUGAUAUAUUCCGAAAGCUUUUUCCUAGAACUCCAUUAUUUGGCUUCUUUGGAAACGGAGAAACAGGCUACAACUUUUUGCCAGAUUAUAGCAAAACAGAUCCAUAUGUGGAAACAAAAAACAAGAACUAUACUUUUGGAAGUUUUGAUCAUGGUUAUACUACCAUAUUUUGUUUGAUAUCUGUCAACCCCACUUUGCCUGUCUAGGCUACUCUACUUAAUGUUUAUAAAUACAAAUGUGAAAGAUAGUCAUCAUAUUUGUUUCACUUUGAUAUACAGAGGCUAUUGAUAGAUUGUCCCUAUUAUUGGGAUCAUUGAGUUGACUCAGAUGAAAAGAUGUUGUACUUGUUAUAUCACUCUAUUAAAUAGUAUUUAAUUCUGGAUAAUAUUGCAGUCACUGCCAGCAUAGUGCUGCCAGCAAAUGUUUCCUACAUUGAUAGGGCAGAGUUUGUCAGUUUGACAGUGAUGGGAGUUAAUUUCAAAAUAGAUGAAAUAUAGGUUCCAAUCAUGCACUGAUCAGACUCAGAAUAUUGAUCCAUAUUUAACAAAUGUGCAAACGCUCUAUUUUGUGGGGCAAAACGUAUUUAAGUCACAUUUUUUGGAGUGCAAGUGAAUCAGCUCUUUUUAUUGUUGUCUGUGACAACCCUGGGGAAGUAAUAUGUAGUUUUAAGCUGCCGUAUAUUACAUUUAUGUAUAUAAUGGUGUGUUUAUGUAUUAUUAUGAACAGAUUGUAUGAGAUGUUUUAACUAGUCUGGGAUGAGCUCAUGUAUGCAGAAAAGUAAUGAAAGACAUUAAUUUUACUGUUGUAGGUCAUGUACAGGCACAGAAAACAAAAUCAGCUAAAAUUUGCAACAUUGACUCAAUUUUGGUGUUUUUAGAGACUUAGGAUUGUGACAAAGAGCAACAAGUUUACAACUAAAUAAGAAAGGGACAUUGAGGCUUUAAUAAA
Messenger RNA from Lingula anatina, 2044 nucleotides. RefSeq names its product F-box only protein 22. NCBI's taxonomy places the organism in Eukaryota, Metazoa, Brachiopoda, Lingulata, Lingulida, Lingulidae. Gene Ontology annotation, molecular function: protein binding. Gene Ontology annotation, biological process: positive regulation of proteasomal ubiquitin-dependent protein catabolic process; protein polyubiquitination. The record is from RefSeq and is a predicted model, not a curated record.